UUAGUCUCAAUUCAAAUCAUGAGCCACAAACACUUUCUCAUCGAACUUUUACUUUGAUCCUCAACAACCCAUUAAUCCAUUUAUUGGGUUCUUUUGGAUGUAAUAACUGUUUUUAAGAUAAAAAGAUUAUUAACUCACAAAUCUUUGUUGAAGAAGGGAAAAAAUGUCAUUCACAGGAACUUUAGAUAAAUGCAAAGCUUGUGAUAAGACUGUUUAUGUUGUUGAUUUGUUGACUGCUGAUGGAAUUACUUAUCACAAAUCUUGUUUCAAAUGCAGCCAUUGCAAAGGAACUCUUGUGAUGAGCAACUACUCUUCCAUGGAUGGAGUCCUCUACUGCAAAACUCAUUUCGAACAACUUUUCAAGGAAUCUGGCAAUUUCAGCAAGAACUUCCAAACAACGGGGAAGCCUGAGAGGGAACAUUCAACGGUCCCAAACAAACUCUCGUCCUUGUUUUGUGGAACCCAAGACAAGUGCCCAGCUUGUAAGAAAACUGUAUACCCAUUAGAGAAGGUGACUAUGGAGGGAGAAUCUUUCCACAAGUCAUGCUUCAAGUGUGCUCAUGGAGGUUGUCCCCUUACACACUGCUCCUAUGCUGCCCUUGAUGGGGUUCUCUAUUGCAAGCACCAUUUUGCUCAACUUUUCCUGGAGAAAGGAAACUACAACCAUGUCCUCGAGGCUGCUACUCAUAAAAAGAGUGGUGUGGCACUUGUUGAACCAGAACCAGAACCAGCCGAGAACAAUGAGUCGAAUUCCGAACCAGACCAAACUCAAGAGUAGUCCUAACGAUUGCGUGCACCUCGGUUCCCUAUUUCAUUUCUAAGUUGCCAAAAAAAUUUCUAUCCUAGCCAAACACUUUUGUUGUGAUGAAAAUUUUUGUGCCUCAUUAUAUAGAAUUUUUUUUUUUUUUUGCUUAUUCAAGAGGUUAUGUAUGUGAUUUAUACAAAUGUGCACCAUACGUUAUAAUAAUAUUUUCAAUGCUU
Molecule: messenger RNA, 981 nt
Organism: Camellia sinensis
Lineage: Eukaryota; Viridiplantae; Streptophyta; Magnoliopsida; Ericales; Theaceae
Product: LIM domain-containing protein PLIM2c
Source: RefSeq, a predicted model, not a curated record